CGUGAUGAAAGUUUAUGCAUAGAUUGUGUUAUGACUUUAUUGUAUAGUGAAAGGUUGUGACUGCCAUGGUGCUCUAAGCCUCAUUAGCUAAUUAAUCUUUGUAUGUAAGGGAAAAAAAAAUCCUGAAUGUGGCAUACAACACAGCAAAAUCAGUGAACCACUGAUAAAGUACUGGUAAGCAAAUGGAUCAAUGUAUAACUUGCCUUCUACGUGUUCAGAUCAGACUGGCCAUCAUCUACAUGACCUGUUAGAUAACAGAAGUUGUGAUGUCAUGGGAUCUGGCCUUCCUGACCCAUCCACCCCCAGAUCCUGAGAGCACAACCAUGUCAGUGACGAGUUCCCCACCCCUGCUGAUCAACAGCACGUCCACUGUCUCAGAACAAGAACUCUACGCCAUGUUUGACGAUAUUUCCAACACCACCACAAACGGCACAGAUACAACACCGGUGUACAUCGGCUACAUCAGUGCUGGAGUCGCAGUCCUCUUCUAUGGCAGCAAUUUUAUCCCUGUGAAAAAGUUUGAAACUGGGGAUGGCAUGUUUUUCCAGCUGGUUUUGUGCACAGCCAUUUUAUUUGUGGGAAUUGUUGUGAACAUUAUCAGAAACGCCCCAAAGUUUUACCCAUUUGUCAUGGUGGGCGGAGCUAUUUGGGCAACAGGUAAUGUGUUUGUUGUGCCUAUCAUUAAGACUAUAGGCAUGGGUCUAGGUCUCUGUAUCUGGGGAUGCACAAACCUUUUAUCUGGAUGGGCUACAGGGAGGUUUGGCGCAUUUGGCUUCAUCAAUCCUGAAGUACCGUCCAAUGUCGGCUUGAAUUAUGCAGGUGUAGCCUUGGCUGUCCUAAGUGCUUCUGUAUACCUGUUUGUGAGAUCAGAGGUCAGCACGAGUAUAGAGAUCACCGUGAAUUCCACUGAUGAUGAGAGAGACCCGCUGUUACCUACGCAGGCUAAACGAAAUUCAAUUCCGAAACAAAGUCUGUCCAGUCUGGGCUCUGGGUCAUUUGGAGCCUCUGUGGAGCGAGAUGGUAGUGUGAACCCUGCCUGGUUACCAGAGGGACCAAUUGCAGACAAACUCAAUAAAAGUAAUCAGAGUGCUGACAUUUUCCUUGAACGGCUGUCACCAAUGGUAAAACGAGUUAUAGGAUCAGUGUUGUCUCUUAUAUCCGGUGUUUUGUAUGGGAUUUGUUUUGCUCCAGCUAUUCAUGUGCAAGACAAGGUGGAGGGUGCCAGUGCGAAUGGUCUGGACUAUGUAUUUGCUCAUUUUACUGGUAUCUUUGCUGCCAGUGUUGUGUACUUCAUGAUCUAUGCAGCCAUCAUGAAGAAUGAACCAAAGGUGUACCCUAAGGUUAUCAUGCCAGCAUUGCUGUCUGGUUUGAUGUGGGGAGUGGCCACCACCUGCUGGUUUGUAGCUAAUAAAGCUCUCUCAGAGCCUGUCUCCUUCCCCAUCAUCACUACAGGCCCAGGGGUUGUGGCUUCUAUCUGGGUCCUGGUGUUCAAGGAAAUCAGGGGCCAUCGUAACCUUGUGCUGCUGUCAAUUGCGUUUUGUUUGACCUUGGCCUGUGGGUGUUAGCGGGUAUGUCAGAUGCGUGAUAUAGUACAGCUCACUUACUGCAGCGAACUUCAGGUGUUCUGAGCCAAGGAUCCAGGGCCAUGUGGUAUUAUCGUGUAUCACAAUAGAUUACAAGAAUGACUGAGCGUAAUGACUCCAAGAAUCAUGACUUGGCAUCCCCGGCUGAAGAUUUAGUUUAUAUACUGUAUUUUGAGCAUCCUCAGAAAUCAUCUGAUAAAAUCGGACCAUUUUGAGGGCUAUAUUCCAGGUUUCCAUUACUGUUCAAAUAUGCUAAAAGAAAAUAUAUCUAUAGUGGGAUGUUCCUUCUUUGUUUGAGAAGGUAUAUUUUUCAGGUAAUUUUGUUACUGUGGGCUUAAAUUUUACAUAAAUUAUUAUCAUAUUACUGAGUAUGAACGACAUUCCUUUAUGGUUGCUUAAUUUCUGUUUUUGAUCUUAUAGAUCGUAGAACAUGAUAAAUAAUACAUAAACUCUGCCUGCCAUGUGCUACGUCAGUGCGGGGUCAUCUAUUUUUAAUAUUGUGUCAGAGUAAUUCCCCUUUUCUAUUUGGAAACACUGUUGAAAAUAUUGUACAGAAGAACAAUUACAUUCUACCAGGACAUUUAACACAUCAUUCCAAAAAUGUCGGGCACAUUUACCAUACUUUUAUACACGUAUCCUAUUGCUGUUUUACCUGUUGUCAGUUUUCAGUAUCAUUUGCAUAUCUGAUGGGGAAAAUCAUCACUCAUGUGUAGACAGUGUUCUGUGAAAAGGAAAGGGUCUUACAAAACUUGCAAAGGACAGGCCCAAGUGGAAGUCACCUUAAAUUUCCAUUUUGUGCCUUUUUUGCAGAGGAUGUGUUUCCUGGAAAUCAUCAUUUAUGUGUAUUGUAAAAGAGUGGCAUAUAAAAACUAUGUGUGCUGGAGGGAAAUUCCCUUCAAUAGUCUAGUGGUUAAAGUGUGGACUCUCUGAACCCAGAGAUCAUUGGUUCAAAUCCCCAGCUGGUAAGCCCUGUCAAAGUAUAAUGUUUGAAACUUGUUUAUAUUGACCUAGUUUACAUAAUAUGCCUAGAUUGUCACAUAGAAGAAUGUGAAAUCACAUAUAAUGAUAACACACUUUCCUGGAAUUUACUGUGUAAAAUCCUAGAUGUUCUGGGUCUGCUGCCUGUUUAACUUUGGAAAAAAUUUGGAAAUAUGUGAAAUAAAUGUAUCACAAUUUGAACACUUUGGAUUCCGUGCCACAUAUUGAAGAUUUUGAAUUUUUUGAUUAAAUCCAAAAUGGCUUCGUGGAAUUGGCCACUAGUCUUAUGUUCGAAAGGUAUAUACACUUGUCACUGUAGCAUAGCGUAGAUAUUAUCCAUAAGCAUUUGUCCUGUUCAAGUGUCACUGUAGUCCCCAUCCUCACCCAUAGACCUGUGGACAAGCUUUUCAUUUUAUCAUUUUGCUGUUUGAUGAAAGUGGGGAGUGACUUUUCAAAACCAUCCAUUCUCCCUUUUUUUAUCAUUCAACUUUGCUUGCUUUGAUAAUUUAUAAUAGCUGUGGAAUUGUGAGCAGAAAGAAAUCUGGUUACAUGAACAAAUGUGAUAGAAAAUCGUAAUAUUUUGAUUAUGAACUUGUGAUAAACUUAAUGUAUUUUUUAUCGGUGGUAAAACUUUGUCAUUAACUUUUUGCAGCAUGUGAUAUACAUGUAUACUGGUUCCAUAAAUGAAUUAGAUAUCCUACUAUUUAUUGUCAUUUAUGUUGAAGUUUGUGUAUGACAUGCAGAGGACACCAGUUUGUAAUUUGUGCUGGUUUGUCUAUCAUCCCAUAACAGCUUUCAGCAUUGAGAAGUGAUUAACAGAGGCAGCUUUCACAAACCUGUGGAAAUCAAGUUUCUAAUGCUUUUUCCUAAAUGCCAUUGUUUGUAUCAUUGCACCAUAGAGGUGACUUGUUUUAAUAUUAACGUUAAUCCAGAAAGGUUGGUCAAACUGAAUUCAGUCUAAAAACAGGUGCUGUUACUUCCCUGUGAAUUACCUCCCUUGAGUAAUCAAUCUGAUCUGAACUGUUGCUGAAAUAUUGCUAUAGUAUCAUGUAGCUUUGUUUGGGACAUGAAGUCAUGAAUGAUAUUAUGGAUGCCUACAACAUAGAUUCACAUACGUAGUAAUAAAUUGAUUAUAAGAAACAGUAAUAAUGAGACAUAGACUGUGCAGCUAAAUACACAAAGCUGCUUAAAAAUUAAGUCAUGAUAAAGCUGUAUAAAUCGUAAUGUUUUAUGGCCAUUGACGUAUGAAAUGCAUGUGAACAGAUGAUGUAGGUACUGCAUUCCAUCACAAGAUGUAUUGUUCAGGUUAACAAAGCAGAAAUGCUGAUUACGUGUAUUAGCUUGAUGCGAAUGAAGAUAAUUGUUUUUAUCAGCUGUGAUAGAUUUACGUAGCCAGCAUGUAGUGUGAUAGAGACUAGAACAAAUGUAAUGUGGAACAGGCCACUGAUUCUGACAUAUCACAUACCUUUAUUUAUUGUACACUAAUAUUGAUUACAGCAUAUAAUAUAUGUGCGAUAAGUGUGUAUGUAUGUAAGCUGGACACAUGCGGGUGUGUGUAAUUGAGGUUGUUAGGUUGACUGUAGAUGAUCAGAGAUAUGAAAUGUCAUUCAUCAGUCAUUUCAGUUGGGAAAAUUGUUGUGGGCAACUUCAUGAAAUAAUUUUAAUAGAAAGGAUUCUGAUAGAAAGAGAUUUUUAUUUGUAACUAAUAACAGUUUAAUGAUGGAACAACCCGUGUUCACUGUAUUGGAAUUCUUGAUUUAGGACACACCAGUGUAAACAGUGAUCAAAUGUGAUAGCAUUUGUCAGCUUUUGUCAGUUUAGCCGAUGUCGUCGGGUAUCUUUGUUAAAAUGAGUGUGGAGCAGAAUGCUGCUGCCUAGAUACUAGUCCUGGAAUAUUCAGUGGUGCAUUCCCUGUUCAACCUGUUAGUCAGGUGAUAACCCUAUGCACUGAUGUUGUGUGUGUAACUCUAUACAUGUCCAUGUGUGCGUAUAUCAACAAAGUGUGUUGUGAAAAUAAAAGUGUUCAUUUCUGGCUGAUCAAAUAAUAAAUGUAAAGCCUGGAGGGGGCUGAACAUCCCAACCAGAGUCUUGUUUUCAUAAUCCAAAGAUUUAAAAAUGCAUGAAAUGUGUUUUGUUUUUAUGGCUGAUAAAUUUGAUAUGGAUAGUAAAUAAAUAUAUAGACCUAUAUAUUCUGUAUAAGUAGUGCAUGUACUUCAUCACCAAAUCUGC
This is a messenger RNA of Liolophura sinensis, 4790 nucleotides long. RefSeq names its product transmembrane protein 144-like. NCBI's taxonomy places the organism in Eukaryota, Metazoa, Mollusca, Polyplacophora, Chitonida, Chitonidae. Gene Ontology annotation, molecular function: carbohydrate transmembrane transporter activity. The record is from RefSeq and is a predicted model, not a curated record. Gene Ontology annotation, cellular component: membrane. Gene Ontology annotation, biological process: carbohydrate transmembrane transport.